CCAAGGAGUGAGAACUUAAAAGUUCCCAGCAAGACCCUCACAGGUCUCACAGAAGGACAAUCCCUGCACAUCCCAAGAAGGAAAACCCGCAGUAGUGGAAUCUGGAAAUAAGCAGGAGCUUCUAGGAGAGUAUACUGUGUUAGGAAAGUCCUUAGAAAGUAACAGUCUUUGAUAAAGUAGUUUUCUUCCCACAGGAAAUCAGAGGAGCAGAUAUGACCUUAAAUAAGUCCUCUUUUAGGAAAGGAACUGUACAUAGAGUGAGAGCAAAUUAAGCAAAUUAAUACUCAAGGUAAGUAGCAAUACACACGGUAACUGGAACAAGCAUGAAUGUCUUGGAUUGGGGAGUAACCAUCUGUACCCCCGUUAACAGAAAUAAGCAAUAGAUCAAAGGUUAAUGAGCACAGUCUUGGUGUAGACACAGGCAGGCUGCAGACAAGGGGUUAAUGAGCACAGUCUUGGCUGGAUGCAAGCAUGAAGUAAUGAGCACAGACUUGAUGUAGACACAGGUAUGGUGCAAGUAAAGAUUCAAUACACAGUCUUUGAUAUGGAUAUCAAGCAGGGGUGAAAUAACAGUCUUUGCAGCAACAACAAUGCAGUUGUAAAUAUAAGAUUAUUAUAACUCACGCAGGUAAAGAGGGAUUGCCAUGCGGACCGUUGCUAUGGAUGUUGCCGGGGAAGAAUUGUUGGUGAAGAGGAAACUGUUAGCAAUAGCCUGGAGACUGAAGCUGGACGUUGAUUACUGAAAUGAGGAGAAGGAAGCUGUGGUUGCUAAGGUAGAUCUGUCUAGCAACAGAUCAAGCAAAAGUUUGAAGAUGCCGGUUCAAGUGAGGUGCUGGAGCAGGCCAGGAACUGAUGAGGCAAGGCUGAGAAAAGGUAGAAGGACUGGGAACAGGAGACUGCAGGCAAGAUGAUUCUUGACAUGAAGAUCUUGGAGCAUGAGAGACACCAGCCUUACUUCCAGAUAGAAUUGCAGUCAACAGCCAUUGUCAGCAUGGAAAUGAGAUAGCAGAGCUGUCCCCGACUGCAGAUCAGAAUCAGACACUUCAAAGGCUACUACUACAUUCUAUUAGCAAGGGAGAAGGAAUUGAAGGCUCAACCACAAAUGGAGCAGCUGUGUCUUGGACCUCCUGCAUGGAAGAAAUCCCCUAUUCCACCCUUACGUUCAAACAAAUACCCAAUGGAUGACUCAGAGGUUCACUUGUGGAUGAAGCCAAGGACCUCUUUAGUCACAGCAAACUAUUUUGAAAGCAGGAGAAGAAUCUGCAAAUAAUUAUAUAUGUGGAAUGGAAGGACGGUUUAAAGCAGCAAGCACCAAUGGAAGCAGAGUUUUGUAAGAGGUGGAGAGAUGCAAGUCUUGCAUGUUACAAAGACAGUAGGCAGAGUUUGAAAAGAAAUACUGCAAGCAAUCCAAAGAAGGGACGGUUUUGGCAUCAUGUCAGAGGCAAAAAUGGAGAAGAGAAAGUCUUCAGUUCCAAGUCACACAGGGCGUAGUUCUCUCCCACCAAAUUUCUCUAAUGCAGAUGAAGAUGAGGUUCCCACAAUGGAAGCCUUCGGUGUCAUCCCAAGGGGUAUUAGCAUGAAAGAUUACCUAGAAGUCCAAAAUGUCCAUCUGUUCAAGCAGACCAAUGAAAAGAAUAAGCAGGAACAUCACACUGACAGAUAUUACAAUAGGAAACUCAUCAUACGACGUGGACAGACUUUUGACAUCCAGAUAGACUUUAACCGGCCUUACAAUCCAGAAAAGGACCAGUUUUGGAUAGAAUAUGUUAUAGGUCGUUAUCCGCAGCAGAGUAAAGGAACAUACAUACCAAUCCCCAUUGUUGAUAAACUGGAAGUAGGAAAAUGGGGAGCACAAAUUACUCGAAAUGAGUAUACAUCGGUUACUGUUACCAUAUUAUCAACACCGGAUUGCAUUGUUGGCAAGUUCCGCAUGUAUGUUGCUGUCCUUACUCCUUAUGGGAUUUUGCGCACCAUCAGAAAUGCUGAGACAGACACCUAUAUUCUCUUCAAUCCAUGGUGCAAAGAUGAUUCUGUUUAUAUGGACGAUGAGCAAGAAAUUGAAGAAUAUGUUAUGAAUGAUGUUGGAGUAAUUUUCCAUGGAGACGUGAACAACAUCAAGAAAAGAAGUUGGGAAUAUGGACAGUUUGAAGAGCAGAUUCUUGAUGCAUGCCUUUACCUAAUGGACAGAGCUCAACUGGAUCUCGCAGGACGUGGAAAUCCUAUUAAAAUUAGUCGUGUUGGAUCUGCAGUGAUAAAUUCGAAAGAUGAUGAUGGCGUUAUUGCUGGGAAUUGGAAAAAUGAUUAUUCUUUUGGAGUGUCCCCAUCUGCCUGGACAGGAAGUGUAGAUAUCCUGUUAGAAUACCACAGUUCAGGUCUUCCAGUGAAAUAUGGCCAGUGCUGGGUCUUUGCUGGUGUCUUCAAUACAUUUCUGCGAUGCCUGGGAAUACCUGCACGAAUUAUCACCAAUUAUUUCUCUGCUCAUGAUAAUGAUGCCAAUCUACGUACAGAUGUCUACCUCGACGAGGAUGGGAAAACAAACACUUCUCUCACAAAGGACUCCAUCUGGAAUUAUCAUUGCUGGAAUGAGGCUUGGAUGACUCGACCUGAUCUUCCUGUUGGCUUUGGAGGAUGGCAAGCUGUAGAUGCUACACCACAGGAAAACAGUGAUGGUAUGUUCCGAUGUGGGCCUGCAUCCGUUCAAGCCAUUAAGCAUGGUCAUGCCUGCUUCCAGUUUGACACACCGUUUAUUUUUAGUGAGGUAAACAGUGACAUUGUGUACUCUAGAGCAAUGAAAGAUGGAUCCAAAGUUAUUGAACAUGUUGACAAAGCAUACGUGGGACAAAAGAUAUUGACUAAACAAAUUGGCGGAGAUAGCCCCCAAGAUAUAACAGACCUAUAUAAGUUUUCUGAAGGGACAGAGGAGGAGAGGCUGGCUCUGGAGGCUGCCCUGAUGUAUGGAGUCAAAAAGGAAAUUAGAGAUGAGGAUCAGCAACAGUCUGCUCCAGACACAGAUAUGGACUUUCAUGCAGAUAAUGCAGUAUUUGGCAGUGACUUCAAAGUCACUUUAACUUUCAAGAACUGGAGCGCCAAUCUUUAUACAGUAUCUGCUUUUCUCACUGGACAUGUGGUCUUCUAUACCGGGGUCCUGAAGUCUGAGUUCCAGAACAAGAAUCUAAAAGUGACAUUGGAACCUUCAUCCUCUAAAUCCGUGGAAGUUCUAAUAAAAGCCCACGAGUACUUGAGCAAGCUUGUGGAACAGGCCUCCUUACAUUUUUUUGUCACGGCUCGUAUUAAUGAAUCAAAGAAGAUAAUGGCAAAACAGAAGAUUGUGAUUCUGAACGUUCCUGAGCUCCAUAUCAAGGUUAUUGGAGAGAAGAUGGUUGGUAGUGAAAUGAAUAUUCUGGUCGAGUUCACAAAUCCAUUAAAAAAGGCACUUCAAAAUGUUGCUUUGCGUCUUGGAGGACCUGGACUUAUGAGGACAAGAACUAAAGUUUUUGGGAAAAUUCCAAUGAAUUCAUCACUGACUUGGGAACAGAAAUGCAUACCACAACGAGCAGGCCUGAGGAAAUUAAUUGCUACGUUAGAUUGUGAGACAAUACGACAUGUUUAUGGAGAGCUAGAGCUUGAGAUCUUGGAUAAUCCACUGUGAAUUUGUAUUUGUAAUGCAAUAAGCAGACUUUGAAUAUAUGAAAUAUACUAUUAAUACUUAUACACAGUUUAUAUGCUUCUCUCCUCUAGCAGCAAAUAAAAAUGUCUCCUCUUCAGUGGAUCAUUAAUAUUGCUGUCUAACUGCUUUGUAAGGCUCUCACUUUGCGUUAAUUAAUGCAUUUCCUUUUUUUUUAAUGUUUCUUAUAAAACCAAACAAUCCUACUUAUGAUGUGCAUGCAUAAAGUAAUUAUACUCAAACUUUUUAAUUGAAGUAUUAAAUUGUACACCAGCUUUUUAACUGAACUGUUAAAUAAAGUAUAUUUGAUUAGAA
This is a messenger RNA of Xenopus laevis (African clawed frog), 3979 nucleotides long. RefSeq names its product coagulation factor XIII, A1 polypeptide S homeolog (gene f13a1.S). Gene Ontology annotation, cellular component: extracellular region; cytoplasm. NCBI's taxonomy places the organism in Eukaryota, Metazoa, Chordata, Amphibia, Anura, Pipidae. Gene Ontology annotation, biological process: blood coagulation, fibrin clot formation. The coding region runs from base 1433 to 3649 and encodes 738 amino acids. Gene Ontology annotation, molecular function: protein-glutamine gamma-glutamyltransferase activity. The transcript has 20 exons. The record is from RefSeq and is a predicted model, not a curated record.